Molecule: messenger RNA, 1723 nt
Organism: Rhizopus microsporus ATCC 52813
Lineage: Eukaryota; Fungi; Mucoromycota; Mucoromycetes; Mucorales; Rhizopodaceae
Product: chitin deacetylase 1
Exons: 3
Coding region: 94-1344 (416 amino acids)
Biological process (GO): carbohydrate metabolic process
Cellular component (GO): membrane
Molecular function (GO): chitin deacetylase activity
Source: RefSeq, a predicted model, not a curated record
UCUUCCUCUCUUUUUUUCUUUCUUUUUUAAAACAACCUUCCUUUAUCUUUCCCCCUUUUUUUUAUUAGAUUCCCUUACUCUCAUUCAACAAUCAUGGUUUGGAAAGGUGCCAUCAUUUCAGCUAUUGCUUUCGCUAGUGUCAACGCUGCUACAACCAACUACACCAGUUCUGUUGAUCCUACUAAAAUUGAUAUUCCCAAGAUCCCUCAAACUACUUCUUAUAACCCUACUGAAGAAUGUACUGCCUAUCAAUCUCCUGUCGCUUGGAACAAGGCUGACUGGCCCAAUUCUUGGGAAAUCGCUACCUCUAACGGAAUGAACAAGAGCGCUGAAUUCCAAGCAUUGUACAAUUCUAUUGACUGGUCAAAGGCUCCCAACUUCCCCGUCAGAAAGCUCACUGCUGCCGGUGGUCUUGAUAUGACCGGUUACGACACUGCUACUGAUCCUGCUUGUUGGUGGUCCAGCACUACCUGUAAGACUCCUAAGACUUCUGGUAUCAACGCUGACAUCUACGCUUGUCCUGAACCCGAUGUCUGGGGCUUGACUUUUGAUGAUGGACCCAACUGUUCUCAUAAUGCCUUCUAUGACUAUCUUGAACAAAACAAGCUGAAGGCCUCCAUGUUCUACAUUGGUUCCAACGUCAUGAACUGGCCUUAUGGUGCUCAACGUGGUGUCAAGGACGGUCACCAUCUCGCUGGCCACACUUGGUCUCACAGAUUAAUGACUACCUUGACUAACGAAGAAGUUCUUGCUGAACUUUACUUCACUCAAAAGGCUAUUAAGCUUGUCACUGGUGUUACUCCUAAAUACUGGCGUCCUGCCCAAGGUGAUAUUGAUGACCGUGUUCGUUGGAUCGCCACUCAAUUGAACUUGACUGCUAUUCUUUGGAACUUGGAUACCGACGAUUGGGCUGCCAACACUGUCGCUGGUGUCACCACUCAAACUGUCAAUGAUAACUACCAGUCCUUCAUCAAGAUGGGUUCUAACGGUACCUUUGCUAGCUCCGGUAACAUCGUUUUGUCUCACGAAAUCAACAACAUGACCAUGGACUUCUUCAUGCAACACUACCCCGAAAUCAAGAAGGCUUACAAGCAUGUCUUGGAUGUCGCUACCUGUAUGAACAUCACCAACCCUUACCAAGAAUCAACCGUUACUUUCCCUACUUUUGCUCAAGCCAUUGGUGGUAGCUCUUCUAGUAACAGCUCUGUUGCUCCUGGUGCCUCUGGUGCUCCUGCUUCUGGUGCUUCUACUCAAUCUGCUGCUGCCAAGAGUGCCGGUAACUCUGUUGCCAUCAACAGCUCUCUCUUCAUUGCUGCUCUUUUUGGUCUCUUGGUUCUCGCCUAAAAGCGGUCUAUACACCCUUAAUAUAACAAAAAUCUAAUAAUGUAUUAAAACUUUGACUUGAUGUAAACCUUCUCGUAGCAUGUAUUCCCCCCCUUUCUAUAUUUUUUUAAAGCACAUUUUUUAUUCCUUUUUUAGAAAAUGUAUAAAAUCCUUAUUCUCCUGGAUCAACACAACAUGCAUGUCGUCUAAUAGUAAAUUGAUCGCAGUAUGAUCGUGUAACAUUUCGUUGUAAUGUAAGAGAAAGAGAGAGGAUGUAUUGUUGUAUAUAUAAAAAAAGGUGGUCUCCGUAACUUCGGUUAUUUGAAAAAAUAUGUGAGCAGGUUAGUAAAACAUCUCGAUACACGAGUUUAUGCAUACACGACAAAAUUCUUCCUCCCCC